Messenger RNA from Hipposideros armiger (great roundleaf bat), 4320 nucleotides. RefSeq names its product zDHHC palmitoyltransferase 7 (gene ZDHHC7). Bases 1394 to 2320 code for a protein of 308 amino acids. The transcript has 9 exons. Gene Ontology annotation, molecular function: palmitoyltransferase activity. The record is from RefSeq and is a predicted model, not a curated record. NCBI's taxonomy places the organism in Eukaryota, Metazoa, Chordata, Mammalia, Chiroptera, Hipposideridae.
GUCAUCAGUUUGGCUCAAAUAAGCUCACAAAAAUUCUCUAUAGGUUUGGACAUUUCUUACACUGACAAUACACCAACAAAAACUUAAACUUUUUAAAGCUGAAAUUUUGACGAAUGUAAUGCACCCCUUACUUCCAAAAGUUUAGCAGGAAUACGUUUCUGGGAGCAAGAACAGUAAAUAGUGAGAAAGUGGCUGGCAGACAGUGAGAUUCUGAUAGGUCCCUUAGCUGUAAUUAUUGCUUUCAUCAAUCUUAAUUAUACUGCUUUUCAUCAAUUGAGUGAGUACACAUCAGUUUAACAACAAACACUAACGGAGCACCUACUUCCCAGCCCUGCGGAAAUUGUCCCCAAUAUUACAGGAAACCCAAGUUAAAAAAACAGCAAGUGUCUACCUUAAAAAAAUACAUAUAGGACUUAUCAUCUGGGAAAAAAAAUCGUUGGGAUCCUCUGGUGUCCAGGUCCCUCUGGGGAGACCAGAGGCUCAGCGAACCCCAGGAAAUCAGGCCUCCAAACCCCAGUCCAUAGGCUUCCCCUUUUCCCCACGUGCUUCUGCCUCGGUCGUUUGCACUCCUGUCGUUUCCAUUUCCCCAUUUCCUGAGUUCUCAUUCCUGCAUGCUGCACGGGCCACACCUAAAGUUGGCACAUUCUUGAGAUGUCGCCGCGGGAUCCGUGCACCUGGGUAAGAAUUCUCCGCCGAGCGGGACAGCCUGACACCGCGGCUUGGACCUUGCGGCAGCCCGUAGCCCCCGUCCUUUCCCUUCCGGAUGUCGGCGUGGAGGGAAUCCCUUUACUUUAGCGAGCGGAGCUUGUAAGGAGAAGCUGCCUUUCUCAAGGAACUGUCAGUCCUUCGGAGCCGGCGUGCCUGAGGACUCCUGGCUAACAGGUCCCCCUGUACACCGUCUCGAGCGCCGCUCCGCCGCCAGGAAGGGGAACGGCGGGAACUACGCACGCGCGGCGCCGCUGACCUCGCGGGGUUCACUUCCGGGGGUCGCGCCGCCUGCUCUCCAGGCAGGGCUCUGGGCUCCCGUGUGUGCUUUGCGGCCGCCUCCCUCCGAUCGGCCCGGCGGGACCGACCCGAGCGGAGCCAUGGGGCCUGCAGCGGGCCGGCCGUGAGCGCGGCCGCAGGAUGCGUCCCUGCCUCGGCUGCUGCAGUCGCCGCCGCCGCCGCCACAGGUCAGGAGGAGCCGCAGCGCGGGGCGACCCCGCCCGGGCCUCGGAUGACUCUCCCGUCUAGAUCAUGGAGGAGGCAGAGGCUACUGGGAGAGUUCUUUCAACCUUGAUUCCUUUCGAGAUCCUAUCACAUAGGACAGUAUGCACUUUAAGAUCCUGAAGAAAAGGCGCAAAAUGUUCAAGUAAUGUUUCGAAAUAAUUUGUAAGGGUGCGUCGGGGACAUCAUGCCGUCCUCAGGACACCGGCUCCGCGAUGUCGAACACCAUCCGCUCCUGACUGAAAAUGACAGUUACGACUCCUCGUCCUCCUCUUCCUCCGAGGCUGACGUGGCAGACAGGGUCUGGUUCAUCCGCGACGGCUGCGGCAUGAUCUGCGCCGUCAUGACGUGGCUCCUGGUCGUCUAUGCGGACUUUGUGGUGACGUUUGUCAUGCUGCUGCCUUCCAAAGACUUCUGGUACUCUGUGGUCAACGGGGUCAUUUUUAACUGCUUAGCGGUGCUCGCCCUGUCUUCUCACCUGAGAACCAUGCUCACCGACCCCGGGGCAGUACCCAAAGGGAAUGCUACUAAGGAAUACAUGGAGAGUUUGCAGCUGAAGCCGGGAGAAGUGAUCUACAAGUGCCCCAAGUGCUGCUGCAUCAAGCCCGAGCGCGCGCACCACUGCAGUAUUUGCAAAAGAUGCAUUCGGAAAAUGGACCAUCACUGCCCGUGGGUGAAUAACUGUGUGGGAGAAAAGAAUCAGAGAUUUUUUGUGCUCUUCACUAUGUACAUAGCUCUGUCUUCAGUCCAUGCUCUGAUUCUCUGUGGGCUCCAGUUCAUUUCCUGCGUCCGAGGGCAGUGGACUGAAUGCAGUGAUUUUUCACCUCCAAUCACUGUAAUCCUGUUGAUCUUCCUGUGCCUUGAGGGUCUCCUGUUUUUCACUUUCACUGCAGUUAUGUUUGGCACCCAGAUCCACUCCAUAUGCAAUGAUGAAACGGAAAUCGAGAGGCUGAAAAGCGAGAAGCCGACUUGGGAGCGGAGGCUCCGAUGGGAAGGGAUGAAGUCCGUCUUUGGGGGGCCCCCCUCUCUCCUCUGGAUGAACCCCUUUGUCGGCUUCCGAUUUAGGCGACUGCCAACGAGACCCAGGAAAGGAGGCCCAGAGUUCUCCGUUUGAGGCCUCUUGCUUCAUGUUGGCACUUGUGAAUGGACUUGAAGUUAUUUAUUUGGUGUCUGAGAAGGGUACCCACAGCUCAUCUGUGACCAACAGGGCAAAUGGAACCUACACAGACCAGUUGCUUGCAGCAAGCAACGUUUUAUAUACAUUUACAGUCACAGAGUGCAGACUUUCCAAACUGGCAACUGGAGGCUGGAUGCUGUCAUCAGUGUUCCACCUGUACAACUAGCGAAAGGGAUGUGGCCACACGAAGAAGCCAAAUGUCAUUACCUUCCUGCACAGUUAGGAUUUUUGUUAAGAGUGCUUUGCAUUUUCUAAGGAGUCGUGUGGGAUAUUACAUGGGUUAUCAAAAUCCUGUGUACCGAGCUGCUUUUUUCAAUCAUGAAGGAAAAAAGUCAAUCCAGUGAACGAGAAUUCUCCGAUGAGUGGUUUCAGGGAGUUCCUGUUGACCCUGUGAUGCGUUAGUGCGCGCCCUCGGUCAGGAAGGGGCGUUUACAGAGAAAUACAUUUUGGUCUCCAUUCGCUCUGACACUUUGCACUGAGUUUGCAAAAUAUCUGUGCACUGAACAGUGAAGGCGGCUUCAGGUACACGUACGCCCACUGCCCUGGAAGAGGCAUUCUUUGACCCUGCAGCAAGUUUGUGUGUGCGUGUCUGUGUGCGUGCGUGCAUGUGUGUGUGUGUGUGUCUGCGUCUGCGUGCACAUGUGCACAUGUGUUUUAAAAUCGACAGUGUUGUUUAGGCAAUGUAACAUUUAGUGGUUGUGUGCAGCAAACAAGCUAUUUUUUAGAAACCGACGUUUCAGGGAAGCGGGGAGGGAGAGCUGCCCCGGGACCCUCCUCCCGUGGGGUUCACUAUGAAUGUAUUGCAAACUGGAGAAUAUCUUGAUCCAAAGAACAAUCAUUCCUAUGUGGUCCUUUGUUGCCCUCCUGUAUUCAUUUGAUCUUAAAAAAAAUCUUGAGUGCGUGAGGACCUUGGAACUGACUUUUCUCGUUCCCAGCCAAGUGAGCGGUGUGUGAACGGCCCCUCAGUGAGAGAAGAGUGCAGUCUCGUGGUGGCCUUCACCUUGUGCACCCUGAGGCUCCUGCAGCUUGGUGGGUAGGUGGGAGGAAGGGCAGACAUAGCAGCCAUGAAACAGGGGGAGGCAGGUGCUGACCUCUGGGCACCACUGAGGAGGUGAGGGGACUGCAAGGCAACAAGCCCCAGACUCCGUAUCCCUCACUUGUAGAGAAUAUUAAGGAUGGCAACAGCUUGUUUGAUUUUUUUUUGGGGGGGGGCGGGGGGAAGGGGGGUAUCAUUUAUGUUUGUUUCUCUACUCACGUCACAAGUGAUAACAUAGGACCUUUGGUGCAGAGCUUAAAAUUAUGCCAGAAAGCAAACAGCUCCCCUCCUUGGGGACUCGCCUUAAAUUUGCCUGGUCUGUCCAUGUUUUUGCGGGACUCACGAGGAAGCCAUUGGUGACAGUCUGAGGGGCUCCCUCACGCCUGCCUCCCACGCUGAGAAGAGUUGGUGUUACCCUCCAGGUCUUCACGCCUUUCUGUUCAUUUGUGAACCGUUUUGUUUCUGUUUUUAAUUAACCUGUACCCUAUCCUAAUCAGGGCUUCUACCACUGCUGAUGCAAAACUAAAGGGACCUACUUGAGACACAAUCAGCCACCUGAACAAAGCUGUAGGAUGUUUCUAAAAUGGACUAAGUCACCGCAGACAUGUGUGAGCUAUCAGGGGAUGGACUGUGUGACAGCCAGAGGGACAAAACAGAAGAUGCGUUUCCAGAGAUUGUUUUGCAUAUUCAUUUGCACAUCUGUUGUCUGGGUUGGACAUGUGUAUUGGGCUUCAAUGUGAGGCUUUUAAUCUGUAUAUCCUGUUCAUUAAUUUAAAAAAAUUAUCAAAGUGGUUGAAUCCUGUGAGACUUGGCAAGUAUGUGAAAAUCAAGUAUACUUGACUUUUCAGCCUCUUAUUCCAAUGUAACUUUUAUAUAAAAUAAAGUCACCAAAUUAAUGGUU